AUGCCGCAUGUUAAGGGGGCCAAACUCCUCCCCCCGUCCCCCUGUAGUUUACCCCUUGUCCGCAAAAUGCUUGGUUGCCAUGUUUCGCCAAGAAAAACAUCAAAUUUUUAUUCUUCGUUCCUUUUUUUUUUCUUUGUUUCUUUCUUUCACCUGUCUUGCUUUUCUUUUAUUUGGUCUUUCUUUCUUUCUUUCUUUCUUUCUUUCUUUCUUUCUUUCUUUCUUUUUCUUUCACCUGCCUCGUCUUUUUUUCUUUCUUUCUUUCUUUCUUUCUUUCUUUCUUUCACCAGUCUCGUUUUUUUCUUUUAUUUGGUUCUUUCUUUCUUUCUUUCUUUCUUUUUUCUUUCUUUCUUUCUUUCUUUCUUCUUCUAUCUCAUUUGUCUUUUAUUGGGUUCUGCUUUCUUUCUUUCUUUCUUUCUUUCUUUCUUUCUUUCUUUCACCAGUCUCGUUUUUUUCUUUUAUUUGGUUCUUUCUUUCUUUCUUUCUUUCUUUCUUUCUUUCUUUCUUUCAUUCAUCUCUUUCUUUCUUUCUUUCUUUCUUUCUUUCUUUCUUUCUUUCUUUAUCAUUUUUCUUUAUUCCCAAGUAUCAAUUCUUCUUUCUUUCUUUCUUUCUUUCUUUCUUUAUUUAUUUAUUUAUUUAUUUAUUUCUCUGUCUCUUUCUUUUUUCUUUCUUUUUUUCUUUCUUUAUUUCUUUAUUUAUUUCAGCCGUAUCGUUUUCUUUUAUUUUGUUUUUUUUCUUUCUUUCUUUUUUCUUUCUUUCUUUCACAUAUCUUGCUUUCCUUUUAUUUACUUUUUUGUUUCUUUCUUUAACUUGUCACGUUUUUCUUUUAUUUGGUUCUUUCUUUCUCUCUCUCUUUCCAAAUUAUUCUUCCUUCUUUGCCAUCCAUCAACAUUCUGCUUUUUCCACACAAGAAAAUUCUUCUCCAGAUUCUUCCACCUACCAAAAUUCUUUGUUGUUGUCAAUUGUUGUUGUUGUUCUUGCACUCACGAAAAUUCUCCUCUUCUGUCACCCAUCAAAAAUCUUCUUCUUCUUCUUCUUCUUCUUCUUCUUCUUCUUCUUCUUCUAAUACUACUACUACUUUUAUUCAACAAAAUCCUUUUUCUUUCAAAGACCCAAAUUCUUCUUCCUCUUCUAUCACCCACCAAAAUUAUUUUACCACUUAUUCCACCUCGGAAAUCAUACUUAUUCCAAACCUCCAAAACUAUUUUUUCUCUUCUUCUUCGCACGAAAAUUCUUCUUUCUCUAUUUUCACCUCUAAUUUCACCCACCAAAAUUCCGGCUCAAUUCCAUCCGCCAAAAUUUUUCUUCUUUUUUUUUCACCAACUAAAAUUCUUCUUACACAUAUCAAAAUUACUAUUCCUCUUUUUCAUCCUUCUUCUUUUUCUGCCAUUCAACAAAAUUCUAUUUCUUCCACCCACAAGAACACUUCUUUCACUUUUUCACAGUUCCUUUUAUUACAACCACGAUAAUUCUAUUUCCUCUUCUUUCACCCAUCAAAAUUAUUCUUCCUUCUCUUCCAUCCAUCAAAAUUCUACUCCUCCUCCUUCUUCUUCUUCUUCUUCUUCUUCUUCUUCCUCGUCCUCUUCUUUUUCUUUUUUCCUCUUCUUCCUUGUCCUCCUCUUCUACUUUUUCUUCUUCCUUAUUUUCUUCUUCUUCUUCUUCUUCUUCUUCUUCUUCUUCUACUUUUCCUCUUCUUUUGCGUUUUCUUCUUCUUCCUCUUCCUAUUCUCCUUUUUAUUCUUCCUCCUCCUCUUCCUUUUCUUCUUCAUCUUCCUCGUCUUCUUAUUUCUCUUCCUCUUCCUCUUCUUCUUCAUCUUUCUCUUCUUCUUUUUCUUCCUCUUCUUCUUCUUCUUCUUUUGUUUUCGUGUAA
Messenger RNA from Acanthosepion pharaonis, 1866 nucleotides. The record is from the annotation of a GenBank genome assembly. Lineage: Eukaryota; Metazoa; Mollusca; Cephalopoda; Sepiida; Sepiidae.